Molecule: messenger RNA, 369 nt
Organism: Oikopleura dioica
Lineage: Eukaryota; Metazoa; Chordata; Appendicularia; Copelata; Oikopleuridae
Source: the annotation of a GenBank genome assembly
AUGAGGAUUUCAAGCUUUUGUAUAUGGCAAGUUUGUUUUUCAGAGAAUUUAAAAACAGACGGGAACCCAUGCAAAAAUGGUGUUACAGUUAAAAAUCUGCCCGAGUGGGAGGGCAACUACGUCCUCGACGGUCAAUCUGAUAAUGGCCACCCUAUCUACGUGGCAAAUGGCGACGAAAGGUAUCUCUACGUCAUCGAAACCUUUGGCGUGAAAAAGUGGCAUUUUUCCUACCUUCCCGACGGCCUUGGAGCGUAUGCUUGGGGUAACUUCCACAAGAAUUGCCCCUCAGAGCAGGAAGAUACCGAAUGGUGGCUGUUCAAGGUUGAUGAGUGGAGAAACUUUGAUACUGUUCUGACAGAGAUUGAAUGA